AUGGAUUUGGAAGCAAUCACCUCGCGCAAUCAGACUGAGUCACCUCUGCUUAGGAUACCGCCGGAGAUCCGCAAUUGCAUCUUCCGCUAUGCGCUGACUUGCGACGGAGUCGUCAAUAUCUACCCCAACCAACAAGGCAUCGUCUAUUGCUCUCAGUCUCAUCCUAAUUACCAUGAGGGAAAGUGUCCGUGCUGCAGACAUGUGCCACAUGGUAGCCGUGAGCCUGACCGCAUACUCCAACUGGUCUGCUCUCAGAUACGCUGGGAGAUUGGCUAUACGUAUUUCCUCGUGAAUACGUUCCAGUUUCGAGCAUGCUACAAUACCCUUUUCGACAGUGCCUGCCUCAGACUACCUUGUCUUGAUGUUCUCAGUGUCGUACUGGUCGAAAUCUCUGCAUUAGACGUCGAGCUAGGCGAGGACAUAGAAGGAGACUGUCUGGAAGAAUGUUUUCUGGACGAUGUGGUCUGGCAUCAGUUGCAGAUCGUCAAAGCCCUCAGAGGACCGACACGAGUCGACGUCAAAUUCAUCGAUUACUCUUUGGCUAAAAACGGCUCGAAAGAAGAGUUGGCUGCAGUCGAGCUGAAGGUCAAAGGAGUUCUAUCGGAUCGAGAUGUUCGGUUCAUCGUAGAAGAGUAG
Boeremia exigua is the source of this 636-nucleotide messenger RNA. RefSeq lists its product as uncharacterized. NCBI's taxonomy places the organism in Eukaryota, Fungi, Ascomycota, Dothideomycetes, Pleosporales, Didymellaceae. The record is from RefSeq and is a predicted model, not a curated record. The transcript is spliced from 2 exons. The coding region runs from base 1 to 636 and encodes 211 amino acids.